UCCGGUGAAGACUAUCCGGGCGGAGUCAAUGCUCUGCUGGUGCGGCUUGCGACCCAGCUGUGCUUGGAGACCGGAAGUAGCUUGUCACCCUCACUCGCAGCAAUUCCGAUGACUGUCCACAAUCUGUACCUGUUUGACCGGAAUGGAGUGUGUCUACUUUACAGCGAGUGGCACCGCAAGAAGCAAGCGGGGAUCCCUAAGGAAGAGGAGUACAAGCUGAUGUAUGGGAUGCUCUUCUCCAUUCGUUCCUUCGUCAGCAAGAUGUCCCCGCUAGACAUGAAGGAUGGCUUUCUAUCUUUCCAAACUAGCCGGUACAAACUCCAUUACUACGAGACGCCCACUGGAAUCAAGGUUGUCAUGAACACUGACUUGGGCGUGGGACCUAUCCGAGAUGUGCUACAUCACAUCUACAGUGCGCUGUAUGUGGAGCUGGUCGUGAAGAAUCCCCUGUGCCCACUGGGACAGACCGUGCAGAGUGAGCUCUUUCGCUCCCGGCUGGACUCCUAUGUCCGAUCUUUGCCCUUCUUCUCUGCCCGGGCUGGCUGAGACAUCUACCUCACCCCUCAGAAGAAUCUGUGACUGUCUGGACCCUUGUGACUUGGGGCACCCUGAGCCCCUCCACCUCCCUGUCUCCCCCAAGAGCGUCAACCUGAGGACCCACCACCCACUGCCCCCAAGUCAUAAGAACGAAGCCCAGAGGAGCCCUUGACAGUUUUAUCCCCUGCUUGACUCUAUGAGGACCACAGAAUAAACUCUUUGUCACCUUC
Peromyscus leucopus (white-footed mouse) is the source of this 767-nucleotide messenger RNA. It is a transcript of the gene Trappc1, whose product is annotated as trafficking protein particle complex 1. The coding region runs from base 109 to 546 and encodes 145 amino acids. Gene Ontology annotation, cellular component: TRAPP complex. The transcript is spliced from 5 exons. NCBI's taxonomy places the organism in Eukaryota, Metazoa, Chordata, Mammalia, Rodentia, Cricetidae. Gene Ontology annotation, biological process: endoplasmic reticulum to Golgi vesicle-mediated transport. The record is from RefSeq and is a predicted model, not a curated record.